AUGCUGGGGUCCCUGGUGUGGAGGAGGACAGCGCCGGCACCGGGGCUCCUCCUGCGGCUCCUUCGGGCCCGGCAGCCCAGCUCCCGCGGGGCCUCCUUGGGCCAGAGCGGGGCUGCCAUGGUCCGCUGGGAGGCGCAGUAUCCGAGGGCUGCCACCGGGGGGCGGUCUUCGGCGCAGCCUCAGUAUCUCGGAGCGGUCUCCUGGCGGAGCGGGGACGGGCAGCCGCAGGGCUUCGGGGCGGCCACGUGGGGGCGUCUUCCCGUCCCCGAAGAAAGCCGCUGGUCGGGCCGCUGGAGCGGAGUCCCGAACGCGGCCGGACUGGGCGUGUGGGCCUUGGCGUCUGCGCUUGUUGCUCAUUGCUACAGCAAGAGCCCCGCCAAUAAGGAAGCCGCCCUGCUGGAAGCAGCCAGGACCAACAACGUCCAAGAAGUCAGCAGGCUCUUGUCCGAAGGUGCCAACGUGAACGCCAGGCACAAGCUGGGCUGGACAGCCCUCAUGGUGGCAGCGAUCAGCAGAAACUAUAGUGUCGUGCAAGUCCUGCUAGCUGCAGGGGCUGAUCCCAAUCUAGGAGAUGAAUUCAGCAGCGUCUACAAGACCGCCAAGGAGCAGGGUGUCCACUCCCUGGAAGAUAGGGGGAAGGACAAUGCAGCCUCGAACAUCCUUUGCCAGUGGACAAAUGCCCUGGAGUUCAGGAGGUGGCUGGGAGCCCCCACUGGCGUCCUGGUGACCCGAGAGGAUGACUUCAACAAUCGACUGAACAACCGGGCCAGCUUCAGGGGCUGUACAGCCUUGCAUUAUGCCGCCCUGGCUGAUGACUACCGCACUGUAAAAGAGCUGGUGGACGGAGGAGCCAGCCCCCUGCAGUGUAAUGAAAUGGGUCACACACCAAUGGACUACGCCCGGGAUGGAGAGGUCAUGAAGCUCCUGAAGGCCUCAGAGACCAAGUACCAGGAAAAGCAACGAAAGCGUGAGGCUGAGGAACGUCGCCGCUUCCCUCUCGAGCAGCGCCUAAAGGAGCACAUCAUUGGCCAGGAGAGCGCCAUUGCCACAGUGGGAGCAGCGAUCCGGAGGAAAGAGAAUGGCUGGUACGACGAGGAACACCCACUUGUCUUCCUUUUCUUGGGAUCAUCAGGGAUAGGGAAAACAGAGCUGGCCAAACAGACAGCCAAGUAUAUGCACAAGGACGGCAAGAAGGGCUUCAUUCGACUGGACAUGUCUGAGUUCCAGGAGAGACAUGAGGUGGCCAAGUUCAUCGGCUCCCCACCCGGCUACAUCGGCCAUGAAGAAGGGGGCCAGUUGACCAAAAAGCUGAAGCAGUGCCCCAAUGCUGUGGUGCUCUUCGAUGAGGUGGACAAAGCCCAUCCAGAUGUCCUCACCAUCAUGCUGCAGCUGUUCGAUGAGGGACGCCUAACAGACGGGAAAGGGAAGACCAUUGACUGCAAGGAUGCCAUCUUCAUCAUGACAUCCAACGUGGCCAGUGAGGAAAUUGCCCAGCAUGCAUUGCAGCUGCGCCAAGAAGCCCUGGAGCUUAGCCGAAAUAGGAUUGCUGAGAAUCUUGGGGAUGUCCAGCUGAGCGACAAGAUCACCAUCUCAAAGAACUUCAAGGAAAAUGUGAUUCGACCAAUCCUGAAGGCUCAUUUCCGGAGGGAUGAGUUUCUGGGCCGGAUAAAUGAGAUUGUCUAUUUCCUUCCCUUCUGUCACUCGGAGCUUAUCCAACUGGUCAACAAGGAGCUGACAUUCUGGGCAAAGAGAGCCAAGCAGAGGCAUGAUAUCACACUGCUUUGGGACCGAGAGGUGGCAGAUGUGUUGGUAGAUGGUUACAAUGUUCAUUAUGGCGCCCGUUCCAUCCGACAUGAGGUGGAGCGCCGAGUGGUGAACCAGCUGGCAGCUGCGUAUGAGCAGGACCUGCUUCCAGGGGGCUGCACCCUGAGAAUCACAGUGGAAGACUCGGACAAGCAGCUCUUGAAGACACCUGAGCAUCCGUCACCCCAGCCGGAGAAGCGACCCCCCAAGCUUCGGCUGGAGAUCGUGGACAAGGAUAGCAAGAGCCGCAAGCUGGACAUUCGGACGCCCCUCCAUCCCGAAAAGGUUUCCUGUACACUCUAGUGCUGAGGAUGGGCCUGGCCCCGACCCCUCUCCUCAGCAAGGCUGUACCGCGCCCCAGAAAACAAUAAAUUCUGGUCAGAUGUGGCUCCUGAGACCAGGCCCCUGGCCCCCAGAGGACCAGAGCCCAGCUAAUUCCUGUGGCAGCCAGCUCUUGAGAGACAGGAAAGGGGGUGGAGAAGAUGCUCCUACUGGAAAUCUUCCUGCCUGUCCUCUCAGUUCUGGGUAGGGACAGUUUAUUUGCACCCUUUCUAGACUCGGGAUUUAUUUAUUUUGAUUCUUCACCCAGGACAUCCAUGGCCAGGUUCCAGCCUUCACCACUGAACAGUGGAGCUGCUGAGAGGAUCCCAGCCAGUCUCAUCCCCCUCCCCAUUGUCAUAGAGCCACCCAAGGGAAAGCCCCAGUUGAUCUCCCCACCCUCCCCCAUGGCCUUCAUCUGGGGCUCUCAGGGACCAGAGAAAGAUUAGGAAGCAUCCCAGCUUAUGCUUGCUCCUGCUUUUCCUCCCCCAUCCACUAGUACCACCAGCCAUACAGGCAAAUAGAGGCCACACUCCUGGCCAUUAGUUACUGUGUGUACAGCCAGUGCUGGAGCCUGAGCUUUCUGGGGACCCAGCUAGAGGGUCAUGGGGCAGAUAGGAGGUAAGGCGAUCCCCACACCACCUAAAGGCCUUCAGAGAUGGGGUCUUGACCCAGUUAAGUUGCCAGGAAACCCUUUCCUCAAGGGUCUCGGGAAAAAUCAGCAAAAUCAAGUCAACUAACCUGGCCGGUUGUCCAGACAGCUCUCUCCCCAAAUCAGAUGAGCUCUGAGUGGUGCCUUGCACAGAGCUGACCCUGGCACCAGUGUGAGAAAGGGCUCGGUGCCAGCCCAGUGCCAGGGUGCAAGAGUACCAGAUUUAUACUUCAUCUUCCCCCAUCCUUGGGACAGCUCGGGGCUCCUGCACUCUGAAUGAGAGACAAUGUGGAGAGGCGGAAGGCAGGAGAGCAAGGAGGGAGUCUGAGGGACUGGGAGACUGGGCAUGGGUGAGGAGAGAGGAAGGGACCAGAGAGAUUGUGUUGAGUGCGACGCGAGUGUGUGACGAGAGAAUCAGGGACGACAGAGACUGGGGGCAGCCUGGGAUUCAGGGGUGCCCGUCUCUGCUCUUGUCUGCGCUGGGUCUUCCUGAAAUAAAUGUGUUCCAAACGCA
This is a messenger RNA of Phascolarctos cinereus (koala), 3287 nucleotides long. RefSeq names its product ClpB family mitochondrial disaggregase (gene CLPB). Lineage: Eukaryota; Metazoa; Chordata; Mammalia; Diprotodontia; Phascolarctidae. The record is from RefSeq and is a predicted model, not a curated record. Gene Ontology annotation, cellular component: cytoplasm; mitochondrion. Gene Ontology annotation, biological process: cellular response to heat. Gene Ontology annotation, molecular function: protein binding; ATP hydrolysis activity; ATP binding.